Messenger RNA from Sus scrofa (pig), 4456 nucleotides. Lineage: Eukaryota; Metazoa; Chordata; Mammalia; Artiodactyla; Suidae. The record is from RefSeq and is a predicted model, not a curated record.
AGUCGGGACGCGGAGAGAAGAGGCCGCAUCGAGAUCGCGUAGGGGAGGGGGCGGGAGGGGGGUGGGGGAUCCCGAGGCACCGGCGGCGGUGAAUCUGCGAGGGCCUGGAGCGGCGUCAGGCGGUCUCCACGCCACAACUUGCCCACAACAGACAAGCCUCGUCCUGCGCCCUGGAAGAAGGAGCCGGCCUGCCGCUUCCCGCUCGGCUGCUCCUCGGCCUCCACGGGCUCCUCCGCGCCAGCAGCGCCCCUGGGAUCUGCGUCCCCAGCCUCGCCCCCGUCCGCUUGCAGCGCCCGGCGCCCGCCCAGGAGCGCGCAGCUGGGGUGCUGGGAAUAUAACGGUGAGCAAGAGAGACCACGGCCCUUGUUCCCGCUGAUCCUGCAGCCCAGUGGAUGGAGUCCACAGUACAUAGACCUGCCAGGAAAGACAAACAUUUUCCUGAUGGUUGGUCCAAGAAGGGGCUUCUCGGUGGACUGAGGAAUGUCUGGCUUUUCCUCAGUUCAUCCAUCUCUGUGAUAGCCACAGGCAGCUCCCAGAAGACCUCGAGAAUGAGAGGCCUGAGGUCCCCAAGUUGCUGCUAGAAACAUUUUAGCCUCUCCUGAAAACAGAAUGCAGCUGCCACAUAAGUUUGUAAGGGCCCUGGACGCACGCUGACCACGCGCUGGCCAGCUCGCCUUUUGCUCCGGGUCUAGGCCAGGGCGCUGCCAUAGCAACGGCCUAGACGCCCGGACCUUAGGCCGCCGCCGCCGGGACCGCCUUCUGCUGCUCCCGAGGGGUGGGGCGGCGGCGGCGGCGGCGGCCCGGGAGGCGGCCGGGUAGACGGGACCGCCCCCUCCUCGGAUGCCAGCAGAGGCGGCGGAUAAGCUUUCCAAGCAUGCCCUUUCAGAAGCACGUCUACUACCCGCUCGCCAGCGGACUGGAGGGACCCGACGCCGCCGCGGGGGGCGCCGCGGCCAUGGCCUGUCCCCCUCCCAGCGUGGCGUCGGGCCCCCUGCCCUUCUUCCAGUUCCGACCGCGCCUGGAGAGCGUGGACUGGCGGCGGCUGAGCGCCAUCGACGUGGACAAGGUGGCGGGCGCCGUGGACGUGCUCACGCUGCAGGAGAACAUCAUGAACAUCACCUUCUGCAAGCUGGAGGAUGAGAAGUGUCCGCACUGCCAGUCGGGGGUGGACCCGGUGCUGCUGAAGCUCAUCCGCCUGGCGCAGCUCACCAUUGAGUACCUGCUGCACUCGCAGGAGUUCCUCACCUCGCAGCUGCACCACCUGGAGGAGCGCCUGCGCCUGAGCCUGGCCGACGGCGAGCAGAGCAAGAGGCUCCUCAGCAAGCAGGCCGGGGAGAUCAAGUUCCUCAAGGAAGAGUGUAAACGCAGGAAAAAGAUGAUCUCCACCCAGCAGCUGAUGAUUGAGGCCAAGGCCAGCUAUUACCAGUGCCAUUUUUGUGACAAGGCCUUUAUGAACCAAGCUUUCCUACAGAGUCACAUUCAGCGCCGCCACCCUGAGGAUUCUCAUCUUGAGUAUAAGAAAAGGGCGCAGACUGACAAGCUUCAGAAUGAGAUGGACAUGUUGAAGGAGCAGCUGCAGCUUACCAAGUCUCAGCUGGAGGCUGCACAGCACGCCCACGCAGUCCAAAUCUCCAAGGAAUAUGAAAUGCAAAAAACAAAAGAGGAAGAAUUUCUGAAGUUGUUUGAUAGAUGGAAGGAAGAAGAAAAGGAGAAACUAGUUGGUGAAAUGGAAAAAGUCAAGGAAAUGUUUAUGAAAGAGUUUAAAGAAUUGACUUCUAAGAAUUCAGCGUUAGAAUAUCAAUUGGCAGAAAUCCAGAAAUCUAAUAUGCAGAUCAAGUCUAACAUCGGCACAUUGAGAGAUGCCCGAGAGUUUAAAGAAGAACGUCCUCAGUAUUCCCAGGAUUUCCAGAAUGUGAUACAACUUGUGAAUAGCCAGGAAAGCAAGUGGACAGCUCAAGUUCGGGCUCUUCAUCAAGAACAAAAGAAAGGGAGGAGCCAGAUCCUGUCUCAUAUAGAGAAAUUUCGAACCUCAAUGACAAACGAUCUAAAUGCAAGCAAUGUUUUCUACAAGAAAAGGAUAGACGAGUUGGCAAGACUGCAGGAGCAGAAUGAACUGAUCAUCACUCAGCGACAACAGAUUAAAGAGUUUACCAGUAAAUCAUUGAACAGUGCUGGUGAACCCAAAGGUAAUCCAUUAACCUGGCAAACUUCUGAAUCUAAGCCAACUGCCCAACUAUACCUGGUAAUGAAUGCCUCGGCCCCACAGACUUUGGAUGCGAAGUCAAGUCUAACAAUGGCACAUGAACAGGCAUUCUCAUCGCACAUACUGGAACCAAUAGAAGAACUUUCAGAGGAAGAAAAAGGAAGGGAAAAUGAACAGAAAUUAAAUAACAAGAUACAUUUAAGGAAAGCUUUGAAGAAUAACCCUUCCCUCACUAAGCAAAUAAGAACAGUCUUGGAGCAGAGUUUGGUGGAAAGACUGGAAACCCUGGGGAUUAAUGCAGAUACACGUGGUAUUCCAAGUGAUCGCUUGAACAGAGUGCUAAGAACCGUGCAAUCCACCAGACAUGAGCGAGAAAGAAAAAUACCCAACAUUCAGCAAAUUCGAGAACACCUCGAACAUCAGGUCAGCUGUAAGAUUGAGGAGAGGACACUGCUGUCAACAGACAGGUGCAAUGCUUCCCAAGUGGAUAUCCUUUCAGCUGGAGAAGUACCCAGAGCAGCCCACCGUCCUCCCAGAAGCAGGCAGUUGAUUAGACAAAGGCCUGUUUUUUCUGAUAGGACAUCUGUUCCAAAAGUUAAGAAAAAUAGAGAAGAUCACUUUCCCAGAAAGUCUUCAACGGCUGCGACGCCUCCCUUUAGUUCGGAGGAAGACCUGGACGAUGACGACCUCAUCCGGGCACACGCCUCCCCAGACUUACUUCAGGUGCUGUCCUCUAAAAGCAACAGGAGCAGCUUAGGAAGGAGUACCACCAAAAGUGACAGAUGGACCGAGGGAAGUGAAAUCGAGGAUUCUGAUAUUUCUCCCAAGCCCACAGAAACCUCCAUUAAAAUAUUAACCGGAAAAGUUGAAAAGACGGUUUCAAAUCAUAGAAAUGUGAACAAGCCAGUCGGUGGGAUUCAUGUUGCUGAGGCAUUCAUCAAGAAAGAACUAAACGAAGAUGUAAAGUGUGUAGAUGUGGAAGACGAUGACUGGGACAUAUCAUCCUUAGAGGAAGAAAAAUCUUUGGGGAUGAAAAUUGGGAGAGAACAGAAGGAUCCUCUGCCUAUGAAGAAUGAGUCAAAUUAUGCUCAAGUGCCAAGUGCCUGGGGUGCAACUAACCUGAAAGGGCCAAAAGGAGGACUUCAGGAUGAAUCCAGCACCGUGAAAAGCAGCUUAGUAACUGUGACUGAUUGGAGUGACUCUUCAGACGUAUAACUGUCCCCCUGGGCCUCAGAAGGUCCUGCUAGAUGCCAGCAGUAUUCCAGUCUCGCACUGUUUCCGUUCCCGGCCUGUGCAACGCAAAUGCUCCUGCCCGGCAGUAUUUCCCACAAUAACAAGGAAGCUGGCUCGCGAAGAACAAGAGUCUCUUUAAUGGCACCUAAUACAAUUUUGAAAAACAAAUUGUCAACAGUAUUUUGAAGCAUAUAAAGGUGUUUGAGACUGCUGCUGCUUAAAAAUAACGUGUCGCUGAAGUCAUAAAAAUUUUUUUCUUCAGAACGGUACUCUAGUGUUUAAGUGUAUUUUUUUCAACUAAUUUUUAAGUGAAUUUUUUUUUUUAAACUUAUAGCUGGUUUUGGUUUGAAUUAAAACUUUUUUUUUUUCAGUGUUUCUUGAGGACAUUGUCACAUUGGAAGCAUUUUAUAAAAUUCUGUUAGUAUCCUUAAAAUUAUAUUAGUAGCAUCUGUGAAAUCUUAAAGAGUUGAUUGCUUAAUUUUCAUAUAGAAGUAAGUUUAGAGUUAUAAAUAUAUAGCUAGGCCCAUGUUAACAUGGUACAUUUUCCAGAAGUACCUUUUCCAUAUGCAGUUUUGAGCCAUUCUAUGCAUGUUGUUUCUUGUUAAAUAGUUACUUUAGAACUUUAAAUACUAUUUCUGCAGCAUAAUCUUUACCUUGGAUAUUUUAUGAAUAAUAUGUAGCUAUUUUAAAUGUCAAUUUAUGAGACUAUGACUAGAACACAUUGAGUCAAUACUGAAUUCAUAUGUUGUCUGUAGUUUUUUUUUUUUUCCAAUUUUUUAAACAUGCUCAACGGUAUUAUAAAAUACCUCAAAACCAAUUUAGUUCUAUUCUUAACAGUGACAUUGUCAACAGUCAAAAAGUUCAUAUAAACUGGUUUUUUUGCAUUUUUUAAUAUUUUGUGGUACUAUUAUACUCUGUUAAAAAAGAGGGAAAAAAAGUAACAUUUAAACUAAAUGGUUUGUUGGGUUUUGGAUCUUUCUUCAUUUUGUCAACCUUUCAAGUAAAGCCCUCCAUGACAUC